Penicillium verrucosum is the source of this 729-nucleotide messenger RNA. RefSeq names its product RTA1 domain-containing protein. Gene Ontology annotation, cellular component: membrane. The record is from RefSeq and is a predicted model, not a curated record. Bases 1 to 729 code for a protein of 242 amino acids. NCBI's taxonomy places the organism in Eukaryota, Fungi, Ascomycota, Eurotiomycetes, Eurotiales, Aspergillaceae. The transcript has 2 exons.
AUGUGGUCCAAUCUUCCUUUUGUCCUGGGUGGAAUCUUGGAGAUUAUCGGCUACGUCUUUCGAGCGGUAUCAACAUACUCCACGGGUAAACUGGUACCCUACAUUAUGCAAGAUAUAUUUCUGGUCUUACCCCCAGUCUUCUUCGCUGCAACACUUUACAUGACAUAUUCCCAUAUUGUCAGAGCCAUCCACGGCGAACCCUUUUCGCCCAUUUCCAUGCGCUGGGCCACCCGGUUCUUCGUCACGGGAGAUAUUGUGUGCCUAUUGAUCCAAGGCAAUGCUGCUGGCCUACUCGCCAAGCCAGAAACCACGAAGACGGGCGACUACAUCAUUAUUGCGGGACUGGUUUUGCAAAUCUUCAUAUUUGUCUAUUUCUUGAUAUGCUGUUUGCUGUUCAACAUUAGGUUUCGAGUGCAAGUAGGUGAGACUGAAGUCACAGCCCAUGUUCCAUGGCAGGCAUGUCUUAAUAUGCUUUAUGUCACAUCGACGGCUAUCUUAGCGCGGAAUAUCUUCCGGGUGGUCGAGUUUGCCAUGCAGUCGGUAGAUGAUGCUAGCUAUCUCGUCACCCACGAAUGGCCGCUGUACGCAUUUGAUGGCGCGUUGAUGUUGUCCUUGAUGGUCGUGUUCUUUUUCUGGUACCCAAGUCAACUUCAUGCUAAGUUGAGAGGCUCGAUGGUGGAGCUCACGACCAGUGAGACUCCAUUCGCGGAUCCACGUAUUGAACCUUGA